Molecule: messenger RNA, 3311 nt
Organism: Pieris brassicae (large cabbage white)
Lineage: Eukaryota; Metazoa; Arthropoda; Insecta; Lepidoptera; Pieridae
Gene: Varp
Product: ankyrin repeat domain-containing protein 27-like
Exons: 1
Coding region: 508-3279 (923 amino acids)
Biological process (GO): early endosome to late endosome transport
Cellular component (GO): early endosome; transport vesicle; plasma membrane
Molecular function (GO): SNARE binding; guanyl-nucleotide exchange factor activity
Source: RefSeq, a predicted model, not a curated record
CCACUUGAAUGUAUAAAUUUUAAUUUAUUUAUCAAAGCAAGUGUACAAUAAAUUUUUUAGGUGUAUUCGAAGUUGGUCAUAGGGUGAAUAUUUUGUAAGAGUUGGCAUCACUGUCGUUAAGUCCUAUUAACUAAAACCGUACAUUAAAGUUAAGUAUAAGUAACAAGUAGUAAAUUUUUCACCGAGGAGUAUAUUAUAUAAAAUACAUGUUGUUAACUGUGAACUGUGGCCAACUUCACUUCGAAGUCGUCGUAUUUUAAUCAAAAUAAUUAUUAUUAAACAUAAGAUUGUCGAGAGUAAGCGAACUUUAGAAGUAAAAACAAAAUCAUUCGACCUAAACACUUGCAUAAUAUUAAUUCAUAAUUGUAAUGACAAAAUAAUGGUUGCUAUAUUAAACUGGUUUUCUUGCAUUUAAAUUAAUAUAAUUAGUGUCACACGUUGAUAAUAUCCAAUAUACAACUCGGAUAAAAAUUAUUCGUAAAAAAAAGUUUAAAGAAUAUUUGUGAAAUGGAAGGUGGAUAUGAUGAAAUUAUAUCAGACAACCCAUUUUUUGUGGCUUUUAAAACGGAAUAUUUGGAGCUAUUUCAACAUUGCAUCACUGAAUCAUGGAUAGUUUGUGUGCCCCGCGUAGGAAGCCUAAAUACUCGUGCGUUUACCAUUGAGGACUACUGUGCCCAUGUCUUAGUGCCUAGUGAUGAAUUACCAGAAACACACUAUACCACCCUUACUGAAAAACAGGUAACUAUUGCUAAUAAAGUAAUCACACUUGACAUUACCAAAGGACUACCUCUUCAAAGUCAUAUCCUGUUUGAAGAAACAUUCUAUACAGAAGAUUUUAUAAAAUAUAAAGUGUGGUGUAUAGAAGCCCCAUUGGAACCAACUUCUAAUGUUGGAGAUAAUGAUGUCACAAAAGAAAAUCUGUGCUCUAUUAAUGACUGCAUUGAUUUACUAUGGACGCAAGCCGCUGGCCGUCAGGUAUUGGACCAAAUAGAUUUAACUGUCCAAAUAUUUAUUAAAAAACACCCUACACUUCCUGUUGCUAUAGGUAAUUUAAAGGAUGCUGUUAGUGAGCUUUAUACACAAUGUCUUCAAGUUGCAUUGCAGAAUAAGCGUUUAAGAGAUAAAUCUAAAACAUCUAAACAUAUACUGGAGAACAUUAAGUUAGCUGUUGAGUGUUACAUGCAACAACUAUUAUUUGAUUACAUUUUCAAGCCUAUAUGUACCAGUUGCUCAUAUGAAGAUUCACAUCUUAAUAAAAAAAUAAGGAAUAUGUGUGACAUACAGCUGAGAGAUCUUGAUAUCAAAAAAGAACUAUAUCAUGCUGUACCUAAAGCAAAGCAAAUUCUUUCUAAAAUUGACUCAUAUAAUACAGUGUUGGAGAAAGUUCUAUGUUUAAAACAAGCAUUGAAUGCCAUUAAUAAAGGUGAUUGUAGCACCGAUGCAACCUUAUUAACUGCUGAUGACUUAUUACCAGUUUUUGUAUUUCUUUUAAUUAAAUCUGGUUUACCUAACUGGUACAGUCAACUGACCUACAUGAAGGACUUUAGAUUUAGUGGUAUUGGCAAAGGUGAUGGUGACGAAAGUAUAUUUCUCAUAACUACUCUAGAAGCUGUCAUAGAACACAUACAAUCAGGAGCAUUAGCAGGUCCUCCUGAUCCCGAAUCAUAUUAUUAUGAAAGCAAUCCCUCUGAAGACAGUAUGAGCUCUUGUAAUCAAAGACGAAGCAGCAUGACAGAAUCUACCUCAACCUGUGAAACAACUAGCCGUGAAGAAACUUUGGAGUAUGUGUUUGAUUUAAUCAAAGCUAAUCACACGGAACAGGUACAGUCAUUGUUAGAAAAAAAUAGAAUACAUUUAAAUAAUAUGCAUGAUAAUGAAAAGAGUGCCUUCAAGUUACCAUUAUACGAAAAUGAAGUUGAUGAUGAUGAUGAUGACAGUGAUGUUGAAAUAUUCCAAAAAUUAUGUCAUCCACUUUGUAAUUGUAAAAAAUGUUGCCAAAAGUUAUCUAAAAAUCUUUUAAAAACAUCUCCCACUAUAAAUUCCAGAGACAGCCAUGGUCUUACUCCAUUACAUGUAGCCUCUAUUCAUGGUAAAGCAGCAAUUGUUGAAAGUUUAAUUGAUAUGGGAGCUGAGCUAAAUGCUACAGACCUAAAUGAAUGUUCACCAUUGCAUUAUUCGGCUUCAAGAGGUCAUCAAAAUGCACUGUUGCUCCUUUUACAUUCUGGUGCUGAUAUCAACAAGGCUAAUAUUGAUAAGAAUAGCCCACUGCAUGUAGCAGUUAACAAUGGCCAUUUAAAUUGUGUCAAAGCUCUUAUCUACUUUGCAGAACAUGGAAGAAAGCAGAUAAAUAUAAAUUGUUGUAAUGUAAAUGGAAAUACUCCAUUACAUUUGGCUGCAAAAUGGGGUUAUGAAGGCAUUGCUAAGUUACUAAUAGAAAAUGGUGCAGAACCAUCAUUGCAAAAUCGCAAUGGGAAAUCUGCAUUUGACUUGGCUCAUAAUUUAAAAAUUUUGCAGCUUCUAAAAUCCAGUACUCCUAAUUUAUAUGAAUAUAUCCAUAUUACGAGUUUGGAUAUUAAGAAGCUGAAUUUAAAGUAUGUUAAUGCUGUUUCACAAAAGUUACAAAGUUUAAAACUAAAAAGUAAUGACCGCAACAAUGCGUCUAAAACAGUUGACAAUCUUAAACGCAUUGAAAGAAUUCUGCAGGCCAUUUCAUAUGGUGAUAUUAAGUUGGCAUGUUUUUACAUGAAUAUUAAUUAUGAAAACUUUAUAAAUAUUACAAGUGAAAUUAAAGAAUCUCUUUGUCACCCUUUAUGUGAAUGCCCUAAUUGUAAGGGAAUAAUCCAGUCAAGUUUAUCUGAUUUUGAUGUAAACUUUUGUGAUUCAAAUGGUUACACACCUUUACAUUUUGCAGCCCGGUAUGGCCUUGAUGAAUUAUGUAAAAUUCUUAUCUUAAAUAGGGCAAAUAUCAACAUCAAAAACAAGAAAGGGCAGACACCCUUACAUUUAGCUGCUAUACAUAAUAAAACUGUGGCACUUCAUUAUCUGUUGGACAAUGGUGCAAAUAUAAAUGUGUUUGAUCUCUCUGGUAAUACUGCACUGCAUGAUGCCUGUGCGAUGGGAAAUAUAGGAGCCACAAAGACAUUGCUAAGCUUCCAACCUGACUUAACAAUGACCAAUGCCUCGGAGAAGACACCAUUAGAUGUUGCAAAACAAAAAGUCCACUUAACCAUUAUAGAUUUAAUUGAAAAGUAUCUAAAUAAAACAUCAAUUUAUAAAUAAUCAAAAGCAUUUCUUAUUGUUAUAAAAAACUA